CGAUGGUUCAAUUUAGUGAGUCUGAAGCCGUCGACAUAUCAAUUUGUGUUCGGUUAAUUUGCACAUACACAUUUCAUUUCAAUAGUUUUUUUUCUUCUUUCGUUCAGAGCAUAAGUCAUACGCAGUGAAGAAGUGUCCAACUCAAAUUAAAUCAACACAACGUAUUCGAACAAGGUAAAAAUUUGAGGCGUUUGUAUUAAAAAAAAUAUAAAUAGAUUAAUUGAAUGUGUGUUGCAUUAAUUUGGAUGGUUCCAUUUUGGUCAAGAAAAUCCAUUAUUUUUACUCUCUCGCCGACAUUUGUCCCGUCGGUAAGUGCACAAGAAAUUGUGUAAAUUGGUCCCGUUAUAAUAAUAAGUACGCGUACCGAUUCAGCGAAGUGUACACAAGCCAAAGUAGAAAUUAUGAAUAUGACUGCGACUGAAUAGCAGAGAUAAGAGUGCGCCUACCAAACACCAGUGCAGUGGUAUUGUGUGUCUGAGUGUGUGCGUAAUCGGGUAUAUUGUGGCUGGCUGCCUGGCUAAACAUUUGGAAUUGAGUUAGUGCGACUGCGACUGCGUAUGUUCUUUAGUUGCUUUGAUGCGAAUUCAAUUCGGUGGAUUUUUUUCUCUCAUUUUGCUACAGAUACACGAGAAAAAGUUGUGUGCCACUAUACAGCAAUGGCGAAGGUAGCCGGAGAGAAGAUAGUUGAAACACCAAAAGAGCACGAUGAAAGUGCUACAAAUGGUGAUACCAGCAAAUUGGAAUACAGUGGUCUGAGCGAAGACACGUUGUGUACUAAUGAAACACAGAAUAAAUCCAUUGCCGACGAAAUCGCACAAGAUUUCAAUGAAGAUUUAGAUGAGCACAGUGCACCCGUACCAUCGGCCAAAGCAAUCAAACGCGAAAUCACUGGAAGUCAUCCAUUCAACGAUGAUGAUUUUCCAAACAAAACAUUGACCACAUUGGAAACGGUCAAGAAACCGGCACAGCCAAACGAUUCCGAAGAAAUCGAAAUUUGUCCCAUCGAAACGGAAGAAGAUGAAUUCGAAGAGGAACCGAUCUUACUCGAAGUGGUAAACGAAGAUGAAGAGAAUAAAGAGAGUGAAGUGGCGGUAAAACCGGUGACGUAUCGGAAGCCCACACAAAUCGCUGCUCUAGCAAAUGAUGUGCGAACAAAAAUGCAAACGCCAAAAAUGAACAACAAAACCGUUCAAAAUGAUUCGAUUGUGACGCCAAACAAACCGAUUCCAACACCAUCUGCAGGUACCAUUGAAAUUCCAAGAGAAUUAAUAACAUCAGAUGCCAGUGCUAUAUCGCCGCUUAUAAUAAAUCAUAUAAAAACUCCGUUAGCUAACAGUGAUGAUUUAAUUGCUAUUUUAGAGGGCGAUGAUAAUGGAUCGGCCAAUGCAUCGGUGGCACAUUACGAGCUGUCGCUGUCGAGUGGAAACACGAACGGUGAACAGAAAUUAGUAUUGACGGCUGAAGAAGAGCGUGAAAUCGCCAUGGAGCAAAUUAUGAGUUUGCCGAAAAAGAAGAAAGGCCGUCCAAAGCUCAAUCCAUCGGUGAAGGCGGCACGCGAAGCACGAUUGGCGAAAAAACCGAAGUGUGUGGCAUUGGUCAAUUCAUUGGUAUCCGAUUGGGAUGAGGGUAAGCAGGAUGAAGCGACCGAAACGGAAAUCGUUGUUGAAAUUCGGCCGCAGAAAAAGCAAGCAAUUGUUGAGCCAACCGAACCAACAUUCCGACGUUCACGAAUUAUAAAAAAGAAAAUUAUCUGGGACCCAGAUGCGCCCGAAACGGCCAUCAAUUACGCAAGCCUGGCGCACACAUCCGGAGCUGGACCGGCAAAGAGACCGCGCAAGAAGAAAGACUCCGAACCAUCGGAAGGGAAUGAAUCGCUAACUGAAGAAGUGACAUUGCCUUCAGUUCCGGCACCGAAAAAGAAGAAAACCUCGGAAAUUGACAAAUUGCUGGGUGAUGAAGGUGCGGCAAACAUGUUGAACUCAUUGCACCAGGGCAACAACAAUAAUGUCAAGGCAAUCGAUGGCACAAGUCCAAGCAAAAUUCCACGUGCAAAAGCGAUCAAAGUCGAACCGUGCAAUGUACAAAGUACAACACCAGUGACAGCCAAGGCAAAGGCGACCAAGGUAAAAGAGGCCAAAGAGCCAAGUCCACAGAAACAACCACAGAAUGCAAACAAAAAAAAUGUUACACCAAAAAGUGGUGUUGGUGGUGCCGCUGGCAAAAAACGUGGUUCAAAAACGUCCGACUCAUGGGAUUACAUUUAUAAAUCUCGUCCCGACGACUGUAUGAUCAUUCGACGACGAUCAAACAGUUCAUAUUCCAGCGGGGCCAGCCUGAAUCGUACAAGUAUUGAUUUGCCAAAUGCACCAUAUGUUGGCGAUUUUGAUGGCGUUGACAAUGAUCACGAGCCAGAAAUGCCACCCAACAAACGACCGCGCUCUAACAAAGACAAGAACUUUGAGUUUGCCCGACCACGAGCCAAGAAAAUUGGAAAACCCGAUGCUGAACCAAAGUAUCCGACCAGUUUUGAUGAGGCCAAAAAUUCCGGUGUCGUUGUCAAUGACGUGUUCACGAACCAUAAAGCAAUCAAAAAUGCCAAAUCCGAUGAAAAUGUCGAUUUCGCUGCGCUACCCAUCAAAUUGGAAAAUGGCAACGACAAAGACGCAUCAUUCACACAGAUUUCAUUGUGUCGUUACGAAAAUUUCACACAAAUCAUCCUCCAACCAGACGCAACCGAUUCAAAGUCUUUGCUUACUGUACAGAUGUUGAAAGAAAUCGAGACAGCCUUACAUUCGCUGGAAAGUGAUAAAACGACAAAAUUGGUGUUGUUAACAUCGUCCGCUGACAAUUUCUGUGGUGGUGUUGACUAUUCGUCUCUUGUGCAAUCAACGGGUGAAAAACGACGCACUUCUGCAUUGGAUUUGGCAAAGAAGCUAAAUAAUUUCAUCCAAGUGUUGGCCGCAUUCAAAAAGCCAUUUAUGGUUUAUGUGAAGGGUCUGGUAAAUGGUUUGGGUGCAAGAAUAUUACCACUGUUUGAUGUUGUUUGGGCCGAAAGUGGCGCUUCAUUCAGUGCAACAGUUCAAGAUUAUGGUGAGAUAAUCGAAGGAACCGCUUUGUUAUCAGCAACCGAUAAAAUUGACUACAAUGCCAAAGCCAAGCUGUUAUUUUUAAACGAAGUGAUGGACGCAGAAGAGGCCAAAGAUUGCAAAAUCGUAACCCAGGUACUUAAAGAAGGAACAGCCGAUCAACGCGUUCUGAUUGAAUGCGACAAAUUGGCCACGAAAUCGUCUUUGGUAUUGGAAACGUUCAGACUGAUUCAGCAACAAAAUGUGCUUCCGAAGCUGAAAGACUCGUUGAAAAUCGAGCAAAAGCAAUUGUUGCAACAGUGGACGAAAUCGGAUUUUGUGGAGAAAAUCAAAGCACAACAAUAGUUUAUUAAAUCGAUACGAUUUAUGCGCGCGCGCGUCGGCAACAAUUGCCGGCCAGCACUACAAAAACCAUACAUUUCUUCACAUUGCAUUCUUAAUAUAUAGACAGAUUUGAUUUCCAUCUUCUAUUAAUUUUUUUUUCUUCCCUCUUGAACUUGACUAUCAUUCAUUUAACAUUUUGAGCUUAUCGUUUUAAGAAGAGAAAAGUUUUUUCUAAGUUACGAAGUUUAUACGUAUAUACUAGAUUAUUAGAGAAAACAGAGAGAUACAUUUAUUUUAGUUGAAACAGAAGAAAGUUGAAGAAAACUACGUAUAGGUAGUAGAUAUGUUGAAGUGGCCUUAAGUUUAUUUAGUGUUCAACGUUCGACUGGAGCGUUGUCAAAAUAACGAUGAAAUAAGAGACAGAAAUAUUCACAAUGAACGAACUCAACCAUUUUGUUAUGGCGUAAUUGAUUUAUGUCUUCACAUUUAAACAGAAACAAGUGUCAAAUUAAUAAUGUUAAAUGAAUUGAAUUCGAAGCUCGAUGUUAGCUAUUGAAACGUAAUAUUAGAAUCGCAUUCACACCGUUCAGGGAUUGACAAAUUCACACAAGAAAAAAACAACAACAACAGCAACAUCCUAUUGAAACCAAUUUAAUUUUAAUUGCAAUUCGUUAAUGAUCAGAGGAUAAAUUCGACACAAACCCAUUUUGAGACGAAAAGAAAACCCUACAAAAUUGAAUCCAAAACAAAACACAAAUACAACAAACGAAAAUGUUAUUCAUUUUCCAAGUGCAAAGAAUACUAGAUAGGAAUGAUUUUCAAAAUCGUACAAAUUUUGUUCUCUUUAAUUCUUCCUUUGGUUUAACAUAAAAUUGCUUCCAUUCAAAAUCACAUUUAAUUCGAAUGACACAGAUAAAAAAAUGAAAAUUGUGUUUUAUUCCUCACUUUACAAUGGGUAAACAUGUUAUUUUGUUACACAUUAUUCGUGGCACAUUUUUAUAUGGAUCGGAUCUCAUUCAUUCGAGCCGAUUAAAUUCGAAAAGCAAGAAAAAAACAAUAAAAUCAAAUUAAAAUCAUUAAAACGAA
Molecule: messenger RNA, 4496 nt
Organism: Sitodiplosis mosellana (orange wheat blossom midge)
Lineage: Eukaryota; Metazoa; Arthropoda; Insecta; Diptera; Cecidomyiidae
Gene: HIPP1
Product: chromodomain Y-like protein 2
Exons: 6
Coding region: 558-3431 (957 amino acids)
Source: RefSeq, a predicted model, not a curated record